Pichia membranifaciens NRRL Y-2026 is the source of this 1063-nucleotide messenger RNA. RefSeq lists its product as hypothetical. Gene Ontology annotation, molecular function: tRNA binding. Gene Ontology annotation, cellular component: cytosol; nucleus; elongator holoenzyme complex. Bases 125 to 1039 code for a protein of 304 amino acids. The record is from RefSeq and is a predicted model, not a curated record. NCBI's taxonomy places the organism in Eukaryota, Fungi, Ascomycota, Pichiomycetes, Pichiales, Pichiaceae. Gene Ontology annotation, biological process: tRNA wobble uridine modification. The transcript has a single exon.
AAUACAAAAGGUAUUCAUUAUAUUUGAUAUCCAGUUGUUUCAAACUGACUGCAAUCUUGUAUGUAUUAGUUUCCCUUUUCUAAGGAGCUUGUGAGAAAUAACAACACGGCUUAAUAAUUUACACAUGUCUGUAUCUGUGGCUUCUCCCACAGUACUUUUGAACAGGAUUUUCUCUCUCCGAGAGCCAUGUCCUUUUUUGCUUGUUAGUGAUACUUUUGUGCAAAGUGCCACUUUUCUGACAGACGAGUUAGUGCAUAAGGCAAGGACCUCCAAUCCGGAACUAAAGUUAGUAUACUUGUCGUUUGAAACGGUAUGCGUUCCCUCUUAUAUAAAAGAAGGUAGAGACGUUUUUGUUCGCCUAUUGGAGGCAGAUUUCGAAACUCAGUUCGGUAGAAUUUUCAGCGAUAAGGAGACCCUAAAACACACAUUAAUAGUUGUUGACUCUUUCAACUACAUUCCACAAACAGAGAUUAUUAAGUUUUUAAAGUUCAUAAUGAAGCCAAAUCAUACGGUUUAUGGAGUUUACCAUCAAGAUAUACCCCCUCUAAGAUCAAACUCUGAUUUUCAAGGUCCAUCAUCUUACUCAUACUUACACUUUCUAUCUUCAUGCGUAUUUGAAAUCAAGCCCACCAGUUUUGAAGAGCAUGAUUCACUUUAUCACAGAACGCUGGAAAAUGGGCCAUGCUUUCCUGUAGGGGUACAUUCCAUUCAACAGUAUAUAUUUUUCAUCCAUUUGACUUAUCGUCGAAAGUCAGGACGGUCUUUGGAAUACAAUUUCAAGAUCAACUCAAAAACCCACAAAUAUGAAGAUGUGAAACAGACCUUGACAGAGGUGACUCAAGAUGAUGAAUCAUUACUUAAGGACUUGACUACUUUCAAUCUCGGAACGACAAAAAAACAAAAGGAGCAAAGAGAUAAAGUAGACUUGCCAUUUUUGGAAGCUCAAAAAAGCAUGGGCAGUGUCGGUGGUUCUAUUGUUUAUGAAUUUGAGAAGGAUGAUGACUACGACGAAGAAGAUCCAUACGAAGAUCCGUUUUAACAAAAGGGUUUAUAUAUAAACAUU